Mus pahari (shrew mouse) is the source of this 1272-nucleotide messenger RNA. Its product is annotated as selection and upkeep of intraepithelial T-cells protein 2-like. Gene Ontology annotation, biological process: regulation of cytokine production; T cell receptor signaling pathway. Bases 1 to 1272 code for a protein of 423 amino acids. NCBI's taxonomy places the organism in Eukaryota, Metazoa, Chordata, Mammalia, Rodentia, Muridae. Gene Ontology annotation, cellular component: external side of plasma membrane. Gene Ontology annotation, molecular function: signaling receptor binding. The transcript has 8 exons. The record is from RefSeq and is a predicted model, not a curated record.
AUGACACAUGAAAUCAUCAGGGUAGAUCAGGGACACCUGGAACGAUUCACUGUGAAUGGCUUACAGAGGCCAGUUUUGGCUCAAUUGGGUGGAAACCUAGAACUUAGUUGUGAGUUAUCUCCUCCACAACAAGCAGAGCAUAUGGAAAUUCGCUGGUUCCGGAAUCGCUAUAAGGAGCCAGUGUACUUGUAUAGAACUGGUCAAGACCUACUUGGAGAAAUUAUCCCCAAGUAUGUUGAGCGGACUGAACUCCUGAAAGGCGACAUUGGAAAAGGGAAAGUAACCCUCAGGAUCUUUAAUGUGACUGUUGAUGAUGAUGGAUCCUACCAUUGCUUUUUUAAAGAUGGCAAGUUCUAUGAAGAACACAUCAUGGAGGUCAAGGUCACAGGCACAAGCUCAGACAUACAGAUUUUUAUGCAUCCCCCUAACACCAAAGGUGUGAUGUUGGAAUGUCAGUCAGGAGGUUGGUUCCCAGAGCCUCACAUGGAAUGGAGAGACAGCAAAGGAGAUCUCAUUCCAGCUACAUCAAAAUCUCAUUCACAAGAUGAAAACAAAACCUUCACCAUGAAAAUGGCCCUCCUUGUUGAGUCCAAUUCCUACUGGAAUGUUACCUGCUACAUUCAAAACCUUGUAACUCAUCAAGAAGAAAGCAUAAGUAUUGUCCUACCAGGUGAACUGUUUUCAUGGAAAAUUAUUUGGAUAAUGAUUCUGAGUAUAUCAUCAUCUGUGAUGAUUGCCUUUCACAUGACAGACUGUGUUAAACAACAUCUAGUACAUGGUGCCAACUCUAAGAAAACUUAUUCUUGGAAAAAGAGUGAAAUUAAAUUCAUAAUUUUAGCAUUAGCAGCUGCAACAGGAGUGCUCAGUUUGCAUUUAUUUCAAAGAGUCCAAGUUUCAGAUAAAUAUUUUGAAUUGGACACUUUGUGGUUGGAAGAUAUUAGUGUGAUCCUGUGUGUGCUGAUAGUGUUCACCAUGAAACUCAUGUCAUGGGUUUCCUUCAGAUUGCAUGAUCCCUUAUAUUCCGUGUACCAAAGCUGGAUGUUUUAUAUGGCAGUGGUCCUAGGAUCUCUGCUGGCAGUUUUUAAUAUUGAAAAGAGUGUAAUAUUAUUGAGAAAAGUAACAUGUCUGGCAGGAUGGAUCCCAGAGCGAAGCAUUACCAAUGUUGUGAUAUUAAGAUCAUUAGAACUAUUGGGGGAUAUCAACCCGCUACCGCAAGAUGCCCCAGAAGCUACCUGUAUUAAUACUGCUGAAAAUGUUGCACCAUCUACUUGA